This is a messenger RNA of Phyllopteryx taeniolatus (common seadragon), 6902 nucleotides long. It is a transcript of the gene brd4, whose product is annotated as bromodomain containing 4. The record is from RefSeq and is a predicted model, not a curated record. Gene Ontology annotation, cellular component: chromatin; nucleus. The coding region runs from base 611 to 5236 and encodes 1541 amino acids. Gene Ontology annotation, biological process: positive regulation of transcription elongation by RNA polymerase II; chromatin remodeling. Lineage: Eukaryota; Metazoa; Chordata; Actinopteri; Syngnathiformes; Syngnathidae. The transcript is spliced from 19 exons.
GUGGGCUGUCGCUCUGGUGAAUGAGGAAGCAGCAGAGCCAUUUUUCCUGUUGAGAAACUGCAUGCUGGUCUGCCUCUGCUAGAGAGGCAGAGAGAGAGAGAGAGCAAGGGAGAGGAAUAAAAGUCCUCUCCGGGAGUCUCUCCGGGGUCCUCGCCGGCCUUGUGAACCUCCCGCUCGCCGCUGCUUUUCAUUGAAGUUGGGGAGGCCCCUGAAGAGGACACAAUGGAGCGGAGAGCCUUUGGCAACUGGGCCGUUGUACUACUGAGAGGGGGAUGGGGUAGAGAGAAGACCGGUUCACACAGCUAACACAGCCUGCCGGCUGCAGGCUUCCGUGGCCUCUCCUCAGCUCCUGAACCAGCUCUUCCCGUCUCCCGGGCUAUUUUUUCCUGGAACAGACACCCCCACCACCACCAUCACCCCUCCCCAAACUCCACUUGGACUACGCAAUGGAUUUACUCAUCAUGUUCUGUGGGAUUUUAGGAAACGCACCAGAGCCUCAGGCUUAAAUCUGUGUUCUGGAUGACAGAAAAGGAAAGAGAAACUUUCCUAAUCAUCUUUUAACCCGUCUUUUGGGAUUGUGUCUUGUUUCCGUAUCGCGGGGUUUAUUUAAAUGGAUUACAAGAUGCAUGCCAAGUCCAACGAUUUGCUGGAUUUCCAAAAACUGGAUGCCCUUCUGGAAAAGAUUGCACAUUCAGUCUCUGUGAAAAGAGAGUCCAGCGAGGAGUGCAAUGGGAUCAGUGGUGCUCUGUCAGUGGAGUCUGUGCCGGGGCCAAGAUUGAACUGGUGCACUGCCAACACCGCUCCCCCUGCCCUCGCUCCAGCCCCCGCACCGGGGCCCGAGCCCAUGCCAAACCCAGUCAGAAUGGGGGACGGCCUGGACGCAGCGCAGAUGUCGGGCAGCAGCAGCAGCAGCAGCGGCAGUGGCGGCGGCAGCCAGGGGCAGCCCCAGACAGUUGGCAACCCUGUGCCCCCGGAAUACGUCAACCUUGACAGGCCCAAGCGCCAGACCAAUCAGCUGCAGUACCUGCUCAAGGUGGUAAUCAAGUCCCUGUGGAAGCACCAGUUCGCCUGGCCCUUCCAUUCACCAGUGGAUUCAGUCAAACUCAAUCUACCCGACUACUACACUAUAAUAAAAAGUCCUAUGGACAUGGGAACAAUCAAGAAAAGGCUUGAAAACAGCUACUACUGGAAUGCCCAAGAAUGUAUCCAAGACUUCAACAAGAUGUUUACCAACUGCUACAUGUACAAUAAGCCUUCAGACGACAUAGUCUUAAUGGCGAAGGCUCUAGAGAAGGCUUUCCUCCAAAAGGUCGCCGACAUGCCUCAGGAAGAGAUUGAGAUUGCGGUCAUGACAGGGAAGGGCCGGGGCCGAGGUCGGAGAGACGCCGGUCUCAGCUUGAAACCAGGGGCUAUAAUCGACCCUUCGUCCACAACUCCUCAAACGCGAGGCCUGUCGAACCUCUCGGCGGCACCUCAGACGAGAGGACCGGCGCAGGGCCCGCCUUCACUACCUCCUCAGCCUUUAAUGCAAGCCCUCCCGUCCCACGUUCCCCCGACGUUACCAGGCCACGCGGCACAGCUUGGCACGCCCUACUCUCUGGGCCAAUUGGAUUGCACUCUUCAAGUUCCCAUGAUGACCUCCGUGCCUCCCCCUGCUCAGACCGCCCUUCCCCCAGCAUCCAUCCAGAGCACUGCCCCCAUGCUGCAAAACCCUAUCACCAUGACCAAACAAAGAAAGAGCCAGAAAAGAAAAGCAGACACUACAACACCCACGGCUAACGACCAGCUCAGCGAGUCUUCCCCGGCCGAGUCCAAGUCGGGGAAGACUCUGCCCAGGCGGGAGAGCACCCGCCCCACCAAAAUGAUCAAGAAGGAGGCGCCGGACUCGCAGCAUCAAGUAGCGAUGGGCACGGGACACGGCGGCCCAAGUAGCGGCCAUAGCCCCGUCCCGCAAGAUCAACUGGGAUACUGUUUAAGUCUGGUCAGGGAGAUGUUGUCCAAGAAACACACGACGUACGCCUGGCCCUUCUACAAGCCCGUCGACGUGGCCGCGCUGGGUCUGCACGAUUAUCACGACAUUAUCAAACAUCCCAUGGACCUAAGCACCAUUAAGGCCAAGCUGGAGAACAGGCAAUACCGGGAUCCACAGGAAUUUGCUGCCGAUGUGCGGUUAAUGUUUUCCAACUGCUAUAAAUAUAACCCACCUGACCACGAGGUGGUGGCUAUGGCACGCAAGCUGCAGGAUGUAUUUGAGAUGCGCUUUGCCAAGAUGCCCGAUGAGCCGGAGACCAAGGCCCUUGCCUCCGUCCCAGCUCCUCCGCUCCACCACCCUGCCCCGGUGAAACCCCAGCCUCCGAUGGCUCACGUCGCCUCCUCCUCCGACAGCUCCAGCGACUCCUCCUCAGAGUCCGAAUCUUCGACCGACGACUCCGAGGAGGAGCGAGCUCAGCGGUUGGCAGAGCUCCAGGAACAGCUGAAGGCUGUCCACGAGCAGCUGGCUGCGCUUUCCCAGCCUCAAGCCAGCAAACCAAAGAGAAAAGAGAAGGAAAAGAAGGAGAAGAAGAAAGACAAACACAAGAAGAAAGUUGGCAUGCCCAGCCUUGUUGACGAGAUCCAGGAUACGACACCUGUUGCCCAGCUGUCUAAAAGGACCAAGACCAGUACAAAUAACAACAAAGAGCUUCCCAAGAAGAAGUCCAGUAAAAAAGAGGUGAUGAAAAACAACCAACCCCCAAACCUUCCACCUGUUCUCGGUCUGGAAGAUGACCUGGCGGGUUCGUCGGCUUCAUCGGACAAGUGCAAGCCCAUGACGUACGAAGAGAAGAGACAACUAAGUCUGGACAUCAAUAAGCUUCCUGGUGACAAACUGGGCCGCGUAGUCCACAUCAUCCAGUCGAGAGAGCCCUCGCUCAAGAACUCCAACCCCGAUGAGAUCGAGAUUGACUUUGAAACGCUCAAGCCUUCCACUCUGCGAGAGCUGGAGCGAUAUGUGUCCACGUGCCUUCGCAAGAAAAAGAAGGGCGGAGCUGAGAAGUCUAUGGAGUCCAUGGUCACCGCCAAAAAGAUUGGAUCUUCUUCAGGCAGCAGUGGAUCCAGUUCAGAUAGCGAAACUGAGGCUCCGGGGAUGAUAAAACCGCAAAAGAAGAAGGUCCAAUCUCUGAAGGAGGGGAAGAAAAUGCAUCAUCACGUACAGGGUGCCCCCACUCAGCCUGCGCUUCAUCCGCCAGCGGCAACUUUUCAGGCUCAGAUGAAGCAGCAGCAAGCCCCUCCUGUGGACUACAUGGCUCCUCCCGUAACCGCCCUGGAGUCUUCGCAGAUGUUGGAGAACAGCUUUGAGUCUUUGCCGUCGUUCGGCCAGCCCCUCAUGCAUCUUUCCCACCACACGGGAAACUCCUCGUCACCUGCACCGCCUCAGCUCAGCGCCAACUCCGCUGGCCCAGUGUCCCCUGAGACGCACCCCUUCCUCAACCAACAUCCUAUUCUCUCCUCUCCAGCCUUGCACAGUUCCAUGCCUCAGCAGCCGUCUCGACCCAGUCACAAGGCAGCGCCUCUUCAUCCCAAACUUUCCCAGCAGCAGCCAGCGCCUCCCCAGCAGCAGCAGCAGCAGCAGCCAGUGUUGCGGCAGCCAACUUUGCAGCAACAUCCGCCGCAGCAUCAGCAGCCGCUCCAGCAGCCCCAGUCGGCGCCUCCGCCGCAUCAGCUCCCCCCGCAGAUCCUUCACCCUCCUCAGCCCAUGCACCAGAGGCCCCUCUCCCCGCCGACACUCACGCCGCAGGGCUUGCUGUCUUCCCAGCCUCCCCAGAUGCUGCUCGAGGACGACGAAGAGUCGGCCUCCGCGGCGCCCCUGAACCAAGUGCAAUUGUACCUGCAGCAGUUCCAACAAGCCCGUCAGCCCCAGCAGUCAAUGCAGUCGCUCCAGGCGCAGGCUCGUCAGCAGCAGCAGCAGCAGCAAGCGGGACAGGAGUCGCUGCUCCAGUCGGUCCAGGGCCAAGCUCAGCUCUCCUCCCAAGCCACGUUGCCCGCUCCCCAGCUUCCGCUUCAGGUGCAGGCUCCGGCGGCCCCGCCGCACCAAGCCCCACCCCAACAGAUGUCCCUCCACCAGAGCCGCCACCUGCCGCACGGUCAGCCGCAGCAACAGCAGCUGAGCUACCAGCAGGUUUCCACGCUCGUCGGUCAGCCUCAGGGGCCUCCGCACAAGGUGGCCGUGCCCAGCAACAAAGCCCAGCAGAUCAUCCAGCCCCCGGAGGAGCUGUCCCCUCGGCCGCCCAAGCCUGACCUUUUCAUUGCCGGUCACCUGAGGGAUAACCCAUCCCCUCUCAUGAUGCAUUCCCCACAACUUCCUCCGUACCCUCCCGUGUCCCAAAAGUCUCCGCCUCACAAUAUGCAGCCCAAAAAGCAAAGGGCUUCUGGGAAUCAAGGAGUGCUCAAAGAGGAGAAACUUUCUCUUUCGCCAGCGAUGAGAGGAGAGCCUUUCAACCCCGCCGUGAGGCCGGAGCAUCACAAGCAUCCCGACAGCAAGCCCACUCAGCCAGGCCUCGUCGGCCAACAGAAUGUGAAGUCUAUGGACAGCUCUCGGCCUGUCGUCCGCUCCUCUGAGCCCAGCGGACCGCCGCCCUCCCUGCAAGACAAGGACAAGUUCAAGCAGGAGGCCAAGGCAUCCGCUGCACCCAAAAAGGAUGUGAAACUGAAGAACAUGGGCUCGUGGGCCAGCCUGGCCCAGAAGUCCACAUCGACGCCGAUGUCCGCUGUCAAGUCCUCCAGCGACAGCUUCGAGCAGUUCCGCCGGGCCGCCCGCGAGAAGGAGGAGCGGGAGAAGGCCCUAAAGGCGCAAGCCGAGCAGGCGGAAAAAGACCGCAUGCGGCGAGAGCUGGACAAACUACGAGGUCGGGAUGACGACGACGUCCUGGAGACGAGCAGGCGGGUGCACGAGGAACCGCGCAGACGUCCCGAGCAGCAGCAGCAGCAGCAACACAUCCAAGUGCCCCCACAUCAGCCCGAGCCUCAGCCAGCUGCGAUCCAAACGUCACCGCAGCAGCAGCAGCAGCCGCCGCCGCCGCCGCCGCCGCAGCCCCCCACGCCGCCGCAGCCCGCCGCCGUGCACAGCCCGCUCGACCAGCAGAGGGAGCUGGCGCGCCGGCGGGAGCAGGAGAGGAGGCGGCGAGAAGCGAUGGCGGCAACGAUUGACAUGAAUUUCCAAAGUGACUUAAUGGCGAUCUUUGAAGAGAACAUCUUCUGAGGAGCCGACAAAGGAGGAAGGGUGGAAACUAACUGCAAAAAAAACACACAAAAAAAGACAAAAGACCCCCCACCCCACCCACCCAACGGGGGGAUGACUUUUUGAGGGACGACUAAAGCGAGCGCCACAUCAUCAUCAUCAUCAUCAUCACCUCCUCUUGGGAAGUGGACGCCAUUUUGGCACUCUUUGCCUUUUUGUCUCCUCCCUCUUGGGGCGGGGGGUGGGUGGGGGGGGGGGGGGGGGGUCGUAACGACAACAAUAAUUUGAACUCGAAGCUCUGAUGAUUUACUGACACAAGACUUGAGCGCGCUUGUUUCUGGAACUGAAGUGGAGAACAAGACUUGCUCCCUUUUUUUUUUUUUUAAAUGUUUUGUUUCUUGUAUGUGAACACAUGAAAUGGUCCGGGGUGGGGUGGGGGGGGGGGGGGGAUUUUCCCACACUGUAAAUCAUGUCUAUUUCUCUAUAGAGAAGGUACACUUUGCCUUACACAUCUCUCUUUAAGACCAUGAGGUUCUGUGGCCUGCACACACGCGUUGGAAAAUGACAUUUAAUACAGCUACAACACGUAGGGGCAGUCAUCCUCUUAGUAUCUACUGUAAAGUAUUUUCUUAUACUACAAUAACUCUUUAUUUAGGAGCUUUUAUUUCUACUUUUCUUUACCGACACACUCCACACAAACACACACAUAUCUAUGCCAAACAACCUUUUAUGCUCUGUCCUACAUCACAUAAUAGCAAGCUAGUUUGAAAAUAAAUAAAGUAAGAUAUAUGCAUUAUCAUAGCUCCAGCAAGUAUUGAAUUAACGGACGGUUGAAGUCGUAUUUUGAAAUCCCCGACGGGACGCGGAGGUUCAGCAAUGGUAUUGUCAUUGUUAGAAUGGUUUCACUACAGAACAAAAAGCUCGCUCGCGCCGCUAUCCUUGAACUCCGUAUCGGCAGUCACACUACUGGAUUCAAGUCUUGACACAUCCUCCAAUUUAGAAGUUCAAAAAAAGACCGAAGAGUCCAUCUUUAGUUCUUUUUAAUGGACAUGACUUCUUUGAGACAACGUCGUCUCUUCUGGUGUUUGUUUUUCUCCAGUGCCUGUAUUAUUAUUAUUAUUAUUAUUAUAAUUGCCCGUAGGUGUGCAUGUGAGUGCGAAUGGUUGUUUGUAUGUGCUCUGCGAUGGGCUGGCAACCGGUUCAGGGUGUACCCGGCCUCCUGCCCGACGAUAGCUGGGAUGGGCACCAGCGCGCCCGCGACCCUAGUGAGGAGAAGCGGCUCGGAAAAUGGAUGGAUGGAUUAUUAUUGUUAUUAUUGUCUUGCAAUUCUCCUUUUGGCUUAUGUUACACUUGGAGGGUGUAAUAUUUGAACAGGGGUGGUGUGAAUGUUUUUUUUUUUUUGUCUGUUUAUGAAUUAUUUUGUGUAUAAAAGAGAGGGGUGUGGAGGAAAAAAAGGACCGUUUUCUAUUUGACCCGACCUCGGGGGUUUUAAAUGUGUUUUUAGCUGGACUUGUAAACAAGCGCGCUGUCAUUUUAGUCUCAGCGUGGACACAUUUGGCUUUGGAUUCUGCUCGCGUGUGAUUGUGCACAUUUAAAUGGCUGCGCGAUUGUGUGUGUGUAUUCUUUUUUUUUUUUUUUUUAAGAUGUUCGCGUUCUAUUCAAGACAAUAAACAGUACUUCAGGAGAA